CUGCACCGGCUGUUCCGGACGGCCGGGGACCGGAACGCCGAGCACCGGGCCAAGAGGGUGUGGAGAGGGAUGGGGGGGGCGGAGGAGGGAAAGGAGAGAGGAGGAGAGGAGGAGGAAGAGGAAGAAGAGGAGGAUGCGGGGGAUGAUGUGGGGCUCGCCCAGGCUCUGGUGGGCCUGAGGGUCCGGGCGAGGAGUAAAUCUGGACUCAGGAUGGAGGGACACAGAGAGCCCAGGUGGCACAAAGCAUCCGGAUACCUCAGGGUUGAGGAGCCUUUAUCUGACUACACUUUGGAAGACGAGGAGGUCGAUUUAACAAAAAGUGUGGAAGAAUUCCAGCUGCCGACUGAGGAAGACAUCCAAGAGAAGCAAAACCCCUUCAAACCGUCGUCAUGGAGACUGGGCGUGAGGCUGGAGGGCGCCAGAGACUCUGACCGCUACCUCCACCGCAUCCUCCACUGA
Molecule: messenger RNA, 459 nt
Organism: Menidia menidia (Atlantic silverside)
Lineage: Eukaryota; Metazoa; Chordata; Actinopteri; Atheriniformes; Atherinopsidae
Source: the annotation of a GenBank genome assembly